ACUCUCACGUGGUGCUGAAAGGCCAGCGUCGUCUGGUGCCUCGGUUUCUGUCCAGUCUUCCCUGCUAACCGUUUAUCGCAAUCGACAAUUGAAAGUUUAGGCGAGCACUUACCUCGCCCACCUUUCCACCGCCCUCAUGACAUCCUAUCGUACGUUCGCACCCGUGGACUCCAAGAAAGAGGAUUUCCGGAAAUACAUUGAAAAAAGUGGACUGCUGGAAAGAAUGACUCUAGCUCUUGUGAGCCUCUUUGAAGAGCAGGAAAGGCCGGAAAACGCGAAUUGCGUAUCCUUUCUCUACUUCAAAUCUCGCUUCGAUCCUGACAGCUGGGAAACCAGCAAUGAAGCUAUGAAGAAGGAGCUGGAGCAGGUGCGGAGGCAACUUGAAGAACUGCAGAUAGAGCACAAUCUUCUGAAAAUGCAGAUGGCCAAGGGUGUUGUGGAGGAGGCAGUUGUUGCAGAGCCUGAACAGUAG
This is a messenger RNA of Rhipicephalus microplus (southern cattle tick), 472 nucleotides long. RefSeq names its product c-Myc-binding protein. NCBI's taxonomy places the organism in Eukaryota, Metazoa, Arthropoda, Arachnida, Ixodida, Ixodidae. Gene Ontology annotation, biological process: regulation of DNA-templated transcription. Gene Ontology annotation, cellular component: nucleus. Gene Ontology annotation, molecular function: transcription coactivator activity. The record is from RefSeq and is a predicted model, not a curated record.